Messenger RNA from Exophiala viscosa, 1989 nucleotides. RefSeq lists its product as uncharacterized. Gene Ontology annotation, molecular function: DNA-binding transcription factor activity, RNA polymerase II-specific; zinc ion binding. The record is from RefSeq and is a predicted model, not a curated record. Bases 1 to 1788 code for a protein of 595 amino acids. Gene Ontology annotation, biological process: regulation of DNA-templated transcription. The transcript is spliced from 3 exons. NCBI's taxonomy places the organism in Eukaryota, Fungi, Ascomycota, Eurotiomycetes, Chaetothyriales, Herpotrichiellaceae.
AUGGUGGGCAUUCCGAGGAGCAAAGGAUGCAGGAUAUGCGUUCAACGUCGCGUCAAGUGCGACCAGACGCGUCCGACGUGCAAAAACUGUCUGAAAGGCAAUCGUCCAUGUCCGGGAUACGAUACAGACCUGAAGAUACAUGAUGAAGGCACCAAACUCCGACAACGCUUUGGCCAAAAGGAGUCCGUUCAUCAUGAACCAAAGAACGAUAUCAACAGUAUAUCUGCCGGGUCGAGCGAGCAUACUCAAUCGACAGAGUCCUCCCCUGAAGAGUCCCUGGAAUUGAUCUCCCGUACCGCCACACCAGACUUCGAGUUCAAUGCACAACGCUACAACACGAGCCUUUUCCUGCCGUCGCGCAACAUAAUAAUUGGCUUAGUAGAGGACGAUAUCGGCUUCGAUGCCCCCAGCCUUCAAACCCAAGUAAGCAGUCAUCAACGGCUUCUAAGUGGCGGCGCAGUCAAUUUUGACGUCGGUUUCCAGCUGCCGCUUAGUGGCUCCAUCUAUUCGCCAUAUCUGGCACAAGAACAGCUUCUCAACACCUUCUCUUCUGCGAUUGCUGCUGGAAGUGCGGUGAGAAUGCCAAGACAAGUGCAAAGCCAUACGCGUUGGCUGUCACAGUUACCUGAACUGUUCGGCAGCAAGCUUCUUGACUCCGCUGUUCGAGCGGUCUCCAUGGUUCACCUGGGUCGGGUGCAUCAGUCGGAAGCCUUCGAGCAGGAAGCAAUGCGGUUUUAUGGAAAGGCGCUACAUCUUCUCAAUGAGUCUUUAACCAACAAUACGAGAGGCAUGGCUACUGACACACUGUCCGCCACUAUCCUUCUGUCAUUUUACGAGAUGUUUGCUUCAAACAACAAUCUGUCAUGGGUAAGGCAUGCUGGAGGAGCAGGAACAUUGAUGCGGAUCCGAGGACCUGCCCGACAUCGUUACGGACUGGAUCGAGAUGUAUACCUUGCUUAUCGCCACACCAUUGUGAUUGAGGCUUUCACAAAGGAUGAAGCUUGUUUUUUGAGCGAACCAGAGUGGCUCGAUUUGUCGAAACAGGUUCAUGAAGACCUACGCGAAUCCGGUUUGGAGCCAGAGCGCAUAGCGAUAUUCGACUUGGCGGAAGAGUUCUACAUGGAGAACGUCUUCAUUCCGACCACCACACGGGAUGCGAUAAAACGCUCGGAAAUUCAGAAGCUGAUGACGCCUGAGGAGUACAUCGCGUACACAGACUCCAUUCGGCAACGAGCCCUACAACACAGAGCGAAACUCAAAUCAAUCAGUCUACGAUUCCGACAAACGAUCAAACGUCUAGGGAUGGAGCCGACUCUUCAUAAGACGAAAGAUCCUGUGUUUCCGGUUGCUUACGGCUUUGUUAACGUCUUCCUCGCAUCCACCUUUGUCGGUAACUGGACAAUCUCAAUGUUGCUGAACAUGAUUUUGAAAGAUAUGGAGAAGGAUAUCGCGCCAGAAAGAAGCGGACUCUAUCUCAUGGAGAAUCAGGAGAUGGCACGAGAGAUUUGCAAAAUCACUCCCUACAUGAUGACCUCUUCUUUCCUCGGGCCCUUCUUCAUCAUCUUUGCACUGAGGAUUUGCCUGAUGAUUUUUGGACCAGGCGAAGAGAGAGACUGGGUGAUGAAAAAGUUGACCCAGAUCGGAAGUACUCACAUGAAGAUGGCUGCAGACAUACCAUCUUUUGAACCGGAUACACUCUUGGAAGAAACAGCCGUGGAUCCUGGGUACUUUGAUAUCAGUUGGGACGAUUUAGACUUGUCGGACAUGUCGAUGGAAGAUUCCAGCUGAGGACCUGAUGGAGAUGUCAAGGACGAUCAACUGACCUUUAUCAUCUCGACUUUGCCGAAUCAAGUUUGGCGGUCUCCCCAUCUGCACAGCGUUCUUGAUGUGGAGAAGCGUGAGAAGGUCGUCCGUCAUUAUAUAAUACGGACGAAAUUUGGUGCUGCAAUGCUCCGCCCUAUCCUGACUAACACUACACUUAACCGGUGC